Hibiscus syriacus is the source of this 1087-nucleotide messenger RNA. RefSeq names its product uridine nucleosidase 1-like. Gene Ontology annotation, molecular function: purine nucleosidase activity. NCBI's taxonomy places the organism in Eukaryota, Viridiplantae, Streptophyta, Magnoliopsida, Malvales, Malvaceae. Gene Ontology annotation, cellular component: cytosol. The record is from RefSeq and is a predicted model, not a curated record. The transcript has 10 exons. The coding region runs from base 50 to 1072 and encodes 340 amino acids. Gene Ontology annotation, biological process: purine nucleoside catabolic process.
UUAAUUAAAGUAAUCGAUAUUAUUAUAUAUAUCAGCAGCUUUCUGGAAAAUGGAGAAGAAAUCCCACGAUGGUGUUGUCGUUAACGGCGGAAAUGACGGCGUGGUGGGGUUAAAUGCCAAGAUGAACAAGCUCAUUAUCGAUACCGAUCCCGGGAUUGAUGACAGCAUGGCAAUCUUAAUGGCAUUCCAGAAUCCAGAGGUGGAGAUCUUGGGAUUGACGACUGUAUUCGGUAAUGUUUCGACUGAAAAUGCCACUCGUAAUGCCUUACUCCUUUGUGAGAUCGCAGGGUGUCCAGGUGUUCCUGUAGCUGAAGGCAGCCCUGGUCCUCUUAAGGGUGGGAGGCCACGUGUUGCUGACUUUGUUCACGGCUCUGAUGGAAUGGGGAAUAUAUUUCUGCCUCCUCCAAAUGCAAAGAAAUCUGAUAAGAGUGCCUCUGAAUUUUUAGUUGAAAAGGUAACUGAGUACCCUGAUGAAGUAUCCGUGCUUGCACUUGGACCAUUGACAAAUGUGGCACUAGCGAUCAAAAGAGACUCUUCCUUUGCUAGCAAGGUGAAAAAUAUAGUUGUACUUGGUGGCUCAUUCUUUGCAUUAGGAAACGUGAAUCCUGCUGCUGAAGCAAAUAUUUACGGAGAUCCUGAAGCGGCUGAUGUUGUGUUUACUUCGGGAGCAAAUAUUGUUGUUGUCGGGAUAAAUAUUACGACCCAAGUCCAAAUGACAGAUGAUGACCUCCUUAAAUUGAAGCAAUCAAAUGGAAAGUAUGCUCAGCUCCUAAGUGACAUGUGCAAAUUCUACAGAGAUUGGCAUGUGAAGUCCGACGGUGUAUACGGGAUAUUCCUCCAUGACCCGGUCAGUUUUGUGGCUCUAGUUCGGCCGGAUCUCUUCACAUACAAGAAGGGGGUUGUGAGGGUUGAGACGCAGGGCAUAUGCAUGGGGCAUACGUUGUUGGAUCAAGGAUUAAAAAAAUGGAAUGGAAGCAACCCAUGGACAGGCUAUUUCCCGGUUUCCGUUGCUUGGACGGUCAGUGUGGAUGAAGUCCUUAGCUAUAUUAAAACAAUGUUGACGAAACCAUAAGAGCUGGAAAUACAA